AUGAACCCGUAUUACUCUUACUAUUCCAUCCCCCCAUAAAACAGUAAGCAUCUACUCAUUAACUUAAUAGACUAUUGGCAAUAUUACUAAAAUUACUUAGUCCCAUAAUGGUACUAGAUGAAUAAUUAGUAAGUCUAGAAUAACUAGUGUCAAGUGGGAUGCUAAAACGAGUCAUAAUUAGAUUUAAACAAGAAUUAAUCAAAUCAUUUUCAAAUCCCUUCCAAUAACGAUACGAAUAAUUUUUAAAGCUUGGAUAGAGUGAAGACUUAGAAUAAUAUUGAGAAGACAGAUUUGCUCGAGGAUCUGGAUUUAAAGAAAAAGGUGAAAAAAUAAAGAGGUCACUGGACUAACGAGGAACACUAUAAAUUCUUGUAAUUUGUGAGGCUUCACAGCGAUCUCUUCAAGACAACUGUUCAUAAGAAGUUAAAUCGUGUUUUUAAAAUGAUGGCGGAGGAGAUUCAGACCAGAAAUGCUUGUUAAUGUAGAUCUCAUUUCUCUAAAUUUAAUCCAUUUAUUGAAACAAACAUCCUGAGAAGAAAGUUGUGUAACGACGAAUAAGUCUAUGAAAAAAUGUUUGAAAAUAAAAACAAACUUGAUGUGUAAUGA
This is a messenger RNA of Paramecium tetraurelia, 606 nucleotides long. RefSeq lists its product as uncharacterized. Lineage: Eukaryota; Ciliophora; Oligohymenophorea; Peniculida; Parameciidae. The transcript is spliced from 3 exons. The record is from RefSeq and is a predicted model, not a curated record.